CGGAGCGACCCGCGCAUGCGCGUCCGGGACCCUCCCCUUUCCUCUUAUCGCGAGAGUUCGCUUACAUACAUCCGCGAGCCUACUGAAGGCGGGGGAAGGAAAGAGAAAGGAAGCCCAAGUCACGUGGGGGCGCGGCGUCCCGCCCAAUCAGGGCGCCGGAGCGCGAAGUCCUCCCGAGAUCCCGCCAAAUACGAGCGGGGCGCGAGGGAAGCGGGGAGCCGGACGGGGCGCCGGAGGGGACAAAAAGCCGCCGUCGCGGCUAUGGAGUGUCAAGAUAAAUCAGCGGUUCCAGCCCGGAAACUGAUACAAGCACGAUUGCCUUUCAAGCGUUUGAAUCCCAUACCAAAGGAGAAACUUGAUGGAAGCCCAGGAGUCAAAAGAGGCAGGAACUCUCAAAACGUCUUUGAUCAAAACACGCCCUGUCCUGGUUUGUCACAUCCGUUACCGGACAAUGUGGAGAACAGCUGCCAUGAGGAAACCGAGACACAAUUUGUUCCAAAACUUAUUAAUGGCAAGGGCCCCUUAGAUAGCUUUGUGCAAAAAAGCACAAAAAACAGCACAAGUCAGUUGCCCUUCAUAGACUUGACAGAGGAUUCCAACCACAGACUGAGUGAUACCGACACAGACCACUGCAAAUCAAACAAAGUAGCGGCACCUGUAGAGAAAACUCACGAGGAAACGGAAGCCCAAUCUGGUCCACAAAAGCCUGUUUGUAAUACCCCUGUGGAUGUUCUGAUGGCAACUUGCCCAGUUACACCAGAUGAGGAUGAAUUGUCAGAUAUGGUGUUGACCAAAACAGAAACCAAUAGUACUACAGAGAGCAAACACAGUAAUGUCAUAUUUGAAAGGAAAAUGCCCGUCAUUGUCCUGGAGGAUAUCCUGACGGCCAGAUCUCCACAAGCUUCACCUUUGGAAAGGAGCCUGUCUUCUGGAAAUGAGACAAUUGAGUCUUGUCCUGGAGAGAGCAAGGAUUAUACAAAUUCCUCGUUAAGUUCCGCCUCCCUUACCAGUUCACCUGAAUCCCUGUGUGUACAAGGAUGCAAGGACAAUAUUAGUCCGAUGGCUGCUUCAACACCUGUUGGAAAGGCACCGCAGAAAAUUCAGCGGAGUUCUGAGGAGAAGGAGAAACUAAAGCUGCAGAGGGAUCAGGAACGUGCAGAGAAGCUUCAAAAGCAGCAAGCUGAGCGGGAGGAGAAGGGGAGGCUGAAAGAGGAGGCGAAGGCCGCAAAAGAACGCGCCCGGGAGGAGGCGAAGAGGAAGAAGGAAGAAGAAAAAGAGUUGAAGGAUAAGGAAAGGAGGGAGAAAAGGGAGAAGGAGGAGAAAGAGAAGGCUGAGAAGCUGCGGGCGAAAGAGGAGAAACGGAAAGAGAAGCAGGAAGCUCUGGAGGCAAAGCAAGAAGAGAAAAGGAAGAGAGAAGAGGAGAAACGGUUGAAAGAGGAAGAAAAGCGUAUCAAAGCAGAGAAGGCAGAGAUCACCAGGUUCUUCCAAAAGCCAAAAACCCAGCCUGCUCCAAAGAUUCUAGCUGGCUGGUGUGGCAGAUUUGCUCCAUUUGAAAUCAAGGAGAACAUGGUCCUCGCGCCAAUCUGCCGAGUUGCGGUCGAUCAGGACCUCAUGGACCAGUUAGACUGGCUCUUGCAAGCUCAGAGCUACAGUGCUUCUUUCUUGGAAGAACUGAAAAGCAGAGAUCCCUGUAAAACUGGACCCACCCUUGUCAGCAGCCCGAAUGCUGAUGCAUUCAACAGCGACGUAGUCAUUGUGAGCAGCAGCCAAGCAGGAGAUGUGCCGGAGAGGAAGAAGUUCGGUAGGAUGAAGCUCCUGCAGUUCUGUGAGAAUCACCGCCCUGCCUACUGGGGCACGUGGAACAAGAAAUCCUCAGCCAUACGCCCAAGAAACCCUUGGUCAAAAGAGGAGAAACUUCUGGACUACGAAGUGGAGAGUGACGAAGAAUGGGAGGAGGAGGAGCCCGGGGAAUCUCUCUCUCACAGCGAAGGGGAUGAUGACGAUGAGGGUGGAGAGGAAGAAGACGAUGACGACGGCUUCUUUGUGCCCCAUGGGUACCUCUCAGAGGAUGAAGGUGUGACUGAAGAAUGUGACCCCGAGAAUUACAAAGCUCGCCAGAAGCUGAAAGCGAAGGAGUGGGACGAGCUGAUCACUAAGGGGAAGAGAUUCCGCGUCCUUCAGCCUGUGAAGAUCGGCUGCGUUUGGGAAGGCAAGGAAAACAGCGACGCAGAUCUGAGGCCCCUGCAGCAGUUCACAGUUUCUGUCCUGGACUCAACGAUUGCCGAUGAAGAUCCGUUAGAAAAAAGCAGCAAAAAGAAAACGAAAGACCAGCAAAUCUUGGGACAGCUGCUUCCCCUGCUUCACGGGAACGUUAACGGAAGCAAGGUCAUCAUCCAAGAGUUCCAGGAGUGCUGCCGCCUGGGGGUCCUGCAGGGCAACGACAACAACCCUACCUUUGCUCUGGAGGGCGGGGAUGCCAGCCCCACAAGCCCCAACGCUUCCUGGGCCCAGGCCCCCGCCCACGACGGCUCCGCCAUCCCUUCCAAAGCCAGGCUAAAACGGAUCAUCUCCGAGAACUCCGUCUACGAGAAGAGGCCCGACCACCGGAUGUGUUGGUACGUGCACCCCGAGGUGCUGAAGAGCUACGGCCAAGAGAACCUGCCCGUCCCUUGCCAGUGGAACUACGUCACCCAAGUGUCCUCGGCGGGCAAGGAGGACGCCAGCAGCAGUUUGCCGGGAGGGGCAGCGAUACAGACCACCCCGGUCUCUGCGAAACGGAAGUCGACAGGAAGCAUGUCCAUCACCAAGUUCAUGAAGAGGCCUUUCGGCACCGGACAGGCUGAAACCACAGAGAUGGAUGGAUUUCAGGCUGACACGGAGGAAGAGGAUGACGACGAAUGCAUGAUUGUGGACGUGCAGCAAAGCAAAGCACCUGCGUUGGAGACCCCGGAAAUUGCAUCCGAGGGAGUACAAGCAACUUCAGUCGUGGCCGUCGACUCCUCUAAUGCCGAUUGAUAUACACAGUCCCCACCCCACCCAUUAACUGCUCUGUAUGUAUGUAGAAUUCCUUAGAAUGGUUUUUUAAAAAACUCUUCUGUAUCUUUUUUUAUUGUAUAAGAUACUUGAACAUACUCUGUAUUCCUUGUAAAGAGAAGACGGCACUUUGUUCUGCUUCAGAUCAGUGGAAGCACAAGACGUACUUUUUAGAGGGUUAGUUGGGGGGGAGGGGGGACAGGUUUAGAUGAAAAUACACUUAUACUCUCUAAUAAAAGCAUUAUUGACCUUUUCA
Podarcis muralis (Common wall lizard) is the source of this 3289-nucleotide messenger RNA. It is a transcript of the gene CHAF1A, whose product is annotated as chromatin assembly factor 1 subunit A. The record is from RefSeq and is a predicted model, not a curated record. Gene Ontology annotation, cellular component: CAF-1 complex; nucleus. Gene Ontology annotation, biological process: nucleosome assembly. NCBI's taxonomy places the organism in Eukaryota, Metazoa, Chordata, Lepidosauria, Squamata, Lacertidae.